AUGGAGGCAGUCGACGACGUAUACGCAAAUAAUACCAAUAAUUCGGACAGCAACUAUGACUCUUCAACUACGUACAAUAGACCAAGUAAUACGCGCGUCUUGGGCACCCUCGAGUCGCCACAGUUCACCCCAAUGGUCCGAGACGACCUUGCGGAUGCUGGACACGCCAAUUUCGAGACAAAAACUCUGGAAAGUGACGACGAAAUGGAGUGGGAAGAAGUCGACGUGCUGCAAGAUGACCCAAAGGACUCGGGCUUACCAACCCAGAACGUUGAGGUCAUCCUCGAGCAGUCGACGCAAAAGCAAAAAAAGCGCGUCGGUGGAGACCCUGUGCAGCGCAAACUCCGACUUGAAGCACACAAGACUCACACUGUAGCCCUGCUUGCAAGUUUUUCGCUCCGUAACAGAUGGAUUAAUGACCCCUUGUUGCACGCCCGUCUACUUUCUCUGACUCCACUCCCACUACAAAUGUCGUUCUCUAUGAUACACAAAAAGACGGAGCCUGACGCUAGUCGACGUACUCGUUUAUUCCAGACGGCGUGUUUCAAGCUCACAGAAUGGUGGCAAUCCUUUUUUCACGUCAUCAAGGGCAAAGGCAUGCGCAGCCGAACGUUUUUAGAAGUCGAAACUCAGCGUAUACAAAAUGAGAAGCAGUCUAUAGCCGACUUGAAAGGAAAGGGCAAAGUUCGAACUGCGAAUAGCGAGGAGCCCCCGUGGUCGGAUAGAGUACGAUCGGCAAAGAGCCUGAUGAAGCACGCUCUACUUCAGAAAGGCUCUGCAGACACGAGUGCACUUCUAUUUACGGCAUUGUGUCGAGCGUUAGAUGUCCCUGCCCGUCUCGUCGUCAGUCUCCAGUCUGUCCCUUGGAGUUCCAAGUCAGAGACUCUGAAAACAGAUGUGGGUGCAUCUCCACUCCAUAAUGGUGGCACACAAGAUGAAGUAAUUGUUCGGAAGAAAAGAAGUCGACCAAGGGACCGGAAUGCGCGAGUCGUUCUUCCACGCGCGUCAAGCACAGAACCCCCUUUGGAAGGCUGGCCUCCAGUUAUUUGGACAGAAGUUUUCUCUCGUCCAGAGGGCCGCUGGAUCCCCAUAGAUCCGAUACGUUAUCUUGUCGACAAGAAGAAGCUAUUCGAGCCACCUGCAAACUGCCGCGUCAACCGAAUGAUGUACGUUGUGGCAUUUGAAGAGGACGGUUAUGCUCGGGACGUUACCCUUCGAUAUGCCAAAGAAUUUGCAGCAAAGACAGCAAAAGCUCGGGCACUCACCAAGAGAGGGCAAUCGGAAUGGUGGCAACGUAUAAUUUCCAUGCUAACUCGACCUUACAGACUGCACCGCGAUGAUGUUGAGGACGGAGAACUCGAAUCCCUACAGUACAUAGAGGGAAUGCCGACGUCCAUCAACGGAUUCAAAGACCAUCCAAUCUAUGCACUAGAACGUCACCUACGCCGUGACGAGAUUAUCCACCCAAUGAAAGAGAUUGGAAUAUUUCGGGGGGAGCCUGUGUACUCACGCUCGAGUGUGCAGCGAGUACGUACUGCAGAAACGUGGAUACGAGAAGGAAAGGUCAUCCGCGAGGGCCAGCAACCCCUAAAACGGAUCGUAAAACGCGCACAUACCAUCAAUAGGAAACGCGCCCUUGAACUCGCGAAAACCGAGUCGCCAGAAGUUCCCACUCUGGGUGUCUAUGCCGAGUGGCAGACAGAGCUCUACGUACCCGAGCCGGUUGUAGAUGGUCGAAUUCCGAAAAAUGAUUUUGGUAACAUCAACCUCUUCGUAUCGAGCAUGCUACCUGCAGGAGCCGUCCAUCUACCCUUCCAAGGGAUAUCUAAAGUGGCCAAAGAGAUUGGAAUUGACUUCGCGCCUGCAGUGACGGGAUUCGAGUUCAGGAAGGGUCAUGCCAAUCCCAUCAUCUCCGGCAUCGUUGUUGCGGAGGAGAACCAGGAGUUAAUUGUCUCAGCAUAUUGGGAGUCUGUACAAGCCAAUCAAGAAGCCGAAAAUCUUAAACGGCGAGAGCGUGUACUCCGAAGAUGGUCGAAAUUGAUACUUGGUCUACAAGUCCGUAAAAGAUUGCAAGAAGAGUACGGAGGCUCCGAGAAUAAGGUUGAUGAAGCCGAGACUCCUCAGGAAAUACCACCUGAGGGCGGCUUUCUAACUAAAUACGAUGGCGUCAUAGAGCAUUUUGACCUGCCGAAAACACGCACGAUCCAUUAUUCCAACGGCAAUGCCGCGCCACAGGAAGUAGAGGCAUCGCCACUACCGUACGAUCCUCAUGGCAAAUGGUCACCAGAACCACACGCAGAGAUUGCCGCGUCCGAUUCAAGAGAGAUUCCAGAAGUACUGCCCAAUAUCAUGCCCAAAACGUUGCGCGAACAUGCCGCCUUACAGUGGGCGGGGAGGGAGGAUUCGACAGCUACUCCCUCACCUCCCCGCAGUCGACCAAAGCGGAAAGCCAGGAAAACUCGCAGGUCGCAUCUUUCAUCCGAGGACGACGAGGGUGACAACAAUGGCGAUGGUAGCGACUUCGAGCCAUUGCCAAAGCGUAUACAGAGCUUGCAGGUGCGAACGCCGAUGGCUAGCCGGCAACUACGCUCGAGUGUUCGUAUCAAGAAUCGAUAA
Molecule: messenger RNA, 2616 nt
Organism: Serendipita indica DSM 11827
Lineage: Eukaryota; Fungi; Basidiomycota; Agaricomycetes; Sebacinales; Serendipitaceae
Source: the annotation of a GenBank genome assembly